This is a messenger RNA of Esox lucius (northern pike), 3734 nucleotides long. RefSeq names its product ankyrin repeat domain 34C (gene ankrd34c). The transcript has 2 exons. Gene Ontology annotation, molecular function: protein binding. Lineage: Eukaryota; Metazoa; Chordata; Actinopteri; Esociformes; Esocidae. The record is from RefSeq and is a predicted model, not a curated record. Bases 289 to 1848 code for a protein of 519 amino acids.
UUGGACUGAUCUACGCGUUUCCAUAACAAAAGCGAGGAGCAUGAUGCGCUAUGGUGCCACUGCUCUGAAGCUGAACUAGGGCAGUAUUUGAGAAGCUCUGAAUACAUUCUGUGAUUAAAAACGAAGAACCAUUCGAAAACUUUUAUUAGUAUUUAUUUUAAUUAUGUUUGAAGGUUGCUAAUGACAAAACACCGGGGCAUCUUUGAAUAUGACAAGCCUGCAUCAGGGCUGCAGGUUGUGAUUACCUUUAAUCACUGAGGGAGAGCGCUAUCUGUGGUUGUCUUGGCGAUGAUGGCUGACAUACUGGAGCUGCGGACAGACGGGAACUCGCUCCUAAAGGCGGUGUGGCUUCGACGCCUGCGGCUAACCAGACUCCUGCUGGAGGGGGGUGCCUACAUCAAUGAGAGCAACGACCGCGGGGAGACCCCACUCAUGGUGGCCUGUAUGUCCAAACACAGUGACCCGCAAAGCGUUAGCAAAGCAAAGCUGGUCAAGUACUUGUUGGAUAACAAAGCUGACCCCAAUAUCCAGGACAAAGCUGGCCGGACAGCCCUGAUGCAUGCCUGCAGCCAGAGAGCAGGACAUGAAGUGGUGUCCCACCUGCUGACCAAUGGGGCAGAUCCUAGUCUGGAAGACAGGAGUGGGGCCUCAGCUCUGGUUUAUGCCGUCAACACAGAUGAUAAGGAGACCCUUAAGGUGCUUUUAGAUGCAUGCAAAGCCAAGGGUAAAGAGGUCAUCAUUAUAACCACAGACAAGUCACCCUCUGGCACUAAAACCACCAAGCAAUACCUUAAUGUUCCCCCUUCCCCAGAGCUAGAGGAAAGGAGCUCCCCUGCAUUCUGCACCACUCCCUCUGAGAUCGAGCUUAACACAUCUCCCUCACCCAACUUACAGGACGAGCAAAACACUGUCUUCAAUUUCCAGACAAAGUUGAAAAGCUCGUUCAUCACAGCGGCGAAGCUCCCCAAUGGGUCAAGCUCUCCCACGCGGCGAGCCACCAACCCCAAGCGUGCUCGUUUACCUCAGCUAAAGCGACUGCAGUCAGAGCCCUGGGGGCUCAUAGCUCCCUCAGUCUUGGCUGCAGCCCACGAGGACAGUAAGAGGGUCACGUCCGAUGAGGACGUCGUAACGGGUGUAGACGGGCUCUCUCUCGCCAAAAGAUCGACCCUAUCGCGACAGAACAGUGUGGAUGGCAAGGAUGUGUUGUUCCCACAAAUGUCCUCGUUCUCUGUCCCUCCAACUUCCAAAUGUGCGUAUGAGAGGUCUUUGUGUCAGCACCAGCCACUGGCCCGGCGGAGCACUGUUCCUUCAGAGCAGGACGGCGGCAGCAACAGUGGGCCGGCCAGCCUGAGAGAGACGGUGUACAGGAGACGACUGGGCACUGACCACUAUGACUCAGACUCACAGCUGUACUCAGACUCUGGCACGCUAGACUCUCCCAAGGUUCCCCUAGAGAGAAGGAAACUCAACACAUCACCGUUAGCCAUGCUUACCAGCUCCAGGGAGUCCCUAGACAGCAACAACAGCACGUCAUCUCCCAGCGCAGCACGCCACCGUGCACCAGGCCUCCUGGAGAGGCGAGGCUCUGGGACUCUGCUGCUGGACUACAUUUCCCAUACCCGACCUGGCCAUCUGCCCCCACUCAAUGUCAACCCCAACCCUCCUAUCCCUGACAUUGGAGCCAGCAGCAAGCCCUCAUCCCCUCUUGCCUCAGGUUUCAGAUCAAUAGCUCCAGUAGCACCAAACUCACCAAAGAGAGGCCAACUUAAGUCAAAGAAGAAACUUAUAAGGAGGCACUCUAUGCAAGUGGAGCAAAUGAAACAACUGUCUGUUUUUGAGGAGCUGUAGUGGGAUUCAUUUUUUGUAGAUGUAGCAACAAAAAAGGGUGAUGUUUCUAAAGAAUUGUCCUGAUAUUUAAGCAAACAUUUUAUUUCAGCCCUUUCUCUUAGAAAACUAGUGGAACAAACAUGUGACUUCAUACAGUUGUACAUGUAACGCUCAUAGAAUAUCAGCAGCACCUAUUUAACAUUACAAGUUAGACUCAAACAACCUCUACAGGAAACUAUUAAUGGCUGGGAGAUUAGAAAGCAUUACAUUUUACAGACAUUUGUACAUAGGCGGAAAUCCCAGGGGGGACAGGGGGGACAUGACCUUUGAUUUAUCCCCCCCAAAUAUAUAAAUGCAAACAUAACUAUGUAAUUUCAAUAUUAGUAAUAAAAGCAAUGAAAGCUCUUGUGCUGAAUAUAGACACUUCAUAGCAGGUUAAAAAUUGCGACACCCCCGCCCUCCCAGUGGUUUGAUCCACUGCCCCCCAACACUCAGCAGUGACACAUUGUGCAGGUAGGUGCAUGUGUGGGAAUCUGACAGUCUGUCGUUGGUGGUUGACUUUCAGUAAGUAGUUCAAACAAAGGAUAUGUUAGACAUUUCUUUACUUCUACCACUCAAUACUAUAAAAAAAAAACAUUUCUAAUUGUCACCAGUCUUCAGCUUCUCUGCAUUGAAUUACAGGUCAAUCAUUAUUUUAGCUAGCGGUUAGCUAAUGUUUGCUAACAAGCUACAGUAACAUCAACCAGCUCAUGCAGCUGUUUGAAUUCUAGUCAAUGGGAGAUGCUUGCAAUGCAGUGUAUGUAAUGUUCUGUAGAUGGCAAGGUGACAGUUUUCGUGUCUACCUUCUGAAAAGCACUCAAUGCACGUAGCUAACAUGGGGUUGAUCCAGUCAGUUUGUUUUGUGUUGGUAGCAAGCAAACCGAUGGUGCAAACUAAAACAGUAUUACAUCACUACUUUUUUGCUCUUGAGAAAAUUUAAGGUAAUUGUCCACUCCAAACUUCAUAUCAGAUUUUCGCCACUGCAUUUGUAAAUCUUAACAAUUAUUUGAAUGUAAGUAUACAAAUAGUCCUCUUUGGCAAAUGAAAUGUUCCAUCGUGAGAAUACCUACAGUAGGAAGUACAUUAUGUGUGAAGCCAACAAGCCAUCUGGUUGUUUAUAAUGUUGUUAACUUGUUAUUAAUGCAACACGCAGAUGGGAUUACUAAAAAUACAAAAACAUUGUUUUCUGUAUAUUGUAGCUCUUGAAGGAUAUUGUUUUGUAGCAAACUUGUAUACAGUGCCUUCAAGACAAAUAAUAGGGAAAAGGGUAAUUUCAACCAAAAGGUUUUAGUCCUGUUGGUUUCAUACCCAAUGUUGAAGGCUCAGAAUACACACAGAUCAUGUAUGGAUUAUAUUCCAUAAGAGAUUGAAAUCAGCACUUUAUUAUCCUACAUUUUAAAUUACCUGAGAGAAAAAUAAAUGUUGGCUCUCCAAAUGUUUUGUAGAUACUGUAGAUACUGAUGUGUUUCCAUUCAUCAGUUCUAAGAGAACAUAGUACUGUGUGUAUGCUUCAAAAUUUAAUAACAGUUUAAAUUACAGUGAUUCUUGUACCUCUAGAAUAGAAUUUACACAUAAAGCAGUUAAAAGUUAAAGUUCAUACAGCUUCCACAUAUCUUAACUGUGAGACAUUCCCUCUGCUUAAAAGGUUCACAGUUACAUAUUUUGAUGCAUAAUAUUUUUGUAUGUAGUUUGCUGUAUAGUCGAAAUAAAUGUCUCUAAAGCAAUGGUCAUUUAAUAAUUUCUCCAAGAAUGCAAUGCGUUUUUGACAGUUUUCACUUACCGUGUUCUUCCUCAUCAGAUGGUAAUUUGUCAACUACUGUGUAUAGAAGGCGUAUCGAAGUCUUGCAAAGACUAGAGAAGACCUGGUG